CAUCUCGUUUGGCACGCCAAGCGGCCUGUGCCCGGCGGAUUCUGCUGCGAUUGGGUCGACCGGCUGCCCGGAGCCCGCACGCCGCGUCCGCGCCAGCAACACAAACACAGCGAUCGGCUCUUUCACUGCUGUCGCGGGCAUCGUCUUGGCGCCAUCGGUGAGGCGAUGUGGCAAGCCGCAAAGUCAGCGGGCUUGCGCAGACGGAAUAUAUUCCAAGCACUCGUCCUCCGGCUCCCCCCCUUCGUCGACAUCCUCCCUGGCCUGAUCUCGCUUCCCUGUCGCUGCUCCGGCCCAAGACUCCGUGUCCCGCAUGCACUCCAAGCUGGCUUUCUUCCUGGCGCUCGCUCUGGCGCUGGCCCAAGUCGCUCUAUCGCAGAUCGUCUAUCCCGUUGGCACAUCCAAGGUGCUCGUCUAUGCCGACAAGGGCUCCGAUGGUCGCCCCAAUCUGCGGCUGCAGGUGCCUUCCUCGCUCUCCUGGUUCGGCAUCGGCACCGGGGCUCAAAUGUCUGGGUCCGAUAUGCUCAUCGUCUGGAGAAACUCGGACGGCUCUGUCACAGCCUCGCACCGCACCAGCACCGGGCACAAUACGCCUGUGGAAACCAAUCCAUCGGCCAUAACGGUGCUGACGAACCAAGCCUCGAGCUCACCGACCCCAACCGGCAGCUUUGUGGUGACAGUUGCGGUCCCAACGACGUGGGCCAGCUCGAGCUCGUUCAUCAUGGCCGCCCUCGUCGGUGCGCCGCCAGCGUCAAAGUCCACAUCGGCCAGCUUUCAACAGCAUUCCAGCCAGACGGCCGUGUUCCUGCAGCUCCUGUCCUCCAGCAACUCGUUUACCCUGAACGGCAACAACCCCAAUAGCACCGGCACGGUUGUCACGGGUGCAGGCAGCUCCGGAACCUGGAUCAUAGUGCAUGCACUCAUCAUGGGCGCAGCCUGGGUUGUGGUUGUUCCGAUCGGAGUCUUCAUUGCCCAGUUCCUCAAGUCGUCGCUUGGGUCCAGCUGGUUUACGCUGCAUCAGGUUUUGAUGGGCGGCGUCACGGGCCUGGGCUCGUUGGUGGGCUUUGGCAUCAUUUUUUACUCGGUUCAAGAAAACGGAGAGUCCCAUUUUAGCAUCGCUUCGCAGGGUGCCCACGGAAUUUUUGGUCUGGUUAUUCUCGGCCUGAUGCUUGUCCAGAUCGGCUUUGGCGUCUAUAUCGACAAGACCUUUGAUGUGAACCGAACCAGGGUUCCGGUGCGCGACAAGCUGCACUGGCAUCUCGGCCGGCUGCUGUUCGUCGCCGCUCUCGUCAAUGUUGUCCUUGGGUGCCUGCUUAUUCAAGUCAGCAUCGUCAUUUGGGCUCUGAUAGCGGUGUGGGUAGUCGCGGUGAUCCUGGUCUUUGGAUACCACAUGUUCAAGAACCGUGGCAAGGACUAUCGCCACCACGACAAAGUUCACAGCCAUGAGUAUUCUCUGGAGCCUGUUGCUCCCUACCAGUAUUGACGGACGUCUCGGCCAUCGGUGCGGCCGCCGUUACGGACCGUCGAUGCCUCACUCAAAGUGCACGUCUUCGCCCUUGAUUGUAUGCCUCGCUUGUUGACGACUAUAUCCGUUCAGACCAUAUCCUCUGGGUGCCUGUGCUGGAGCCUGCAGGGAGACAGGGCUCGUGACGGCCCUCGGGUGAACUCGGCUCGAUGCCCACAACGUGCUUGCCACGGCCAUGAUGUCAUCAGAAGCGAUGUUCCGCCGAUAGCCCGAUGCGGCCGGCGCGUGGUUUCCUCUCGCUGAGGCACCCAUAUCGGUCCCUGGGGUGGAUCGUCCACAUCCAGCUGUUUUGGAGCGAGAGGGCGUCCGCGGACAAGCCCGAUUUCGACCAAACGCCAUCGAGACGCCGCA
This is a messenger RNA of Polychytrium aggregatum, 1873 nucleotides long. RefSeq lists its product as uncharacterized. The record is from RefSeq and is a predicted model, not a curated record. Lineage: Eukaryota; Fungi; Chytridiomycota; Chytridiomycetes; Polychytriales. The transcript has 6 exons. Bases 311 to 1480 code for a protein of 389 amino acids.